This is a messenger RNA of Adineta ricciae, 879 nucleotides long. Lineage: Eukaryota; Metazoa; Rotifera; Eurotatoria; Adinetida; Adinetidae. The record is from the annotation of a GenBank genome assembly.
AUGGUUCAACGAGCUCUGGCCAUCUGCUCCACCUACACAACAUUAGCGGCGGAAUUUCAAGAAAUACAACGGAUAGGUGUAGCCAAUGGUUAUCCAAUAUCUUUCAUUGAUACCCGAAUUGGCAUUGGACUAAAUCAGCAAUUAGCGAAGAAUGAUUCCAACACAACAAUAGUACCCUUGAUUGGGUGUGAGAAGAAACGAAUGUAUGUAGAAAUACCAUUCAUCGGUCGACCAACGGACUUGUUGAAGAAGAGAUUCAGUCAACUGUCUGGUAAAGUUCGUCCUGAUCUCGACAUUCGCUUCUACACAAAACCUCCACCAGCUGUUCAAAUAUUCUUCCAAACCAAAGAUCCAAUCGCUAAACACAUGCAGUCAGACGUCAUCUACUCAAUCAGUUGUAUCGAUUGCAAUCAAACAUAUAUCGGUAAAACUGAAAGACAAAGUAUACGUCGUCUACGUGAACAUGGAGCACCAAAACAAUCCUUUGAUUCGCGUCCAAAUGAACAGGCAUCCAGUGAUGAGGAUGAUACAGCAACACCUAAUCCAACAUCUACAAGCUUAAGAAGGUCAUCACGUAUUCGGAACAAGAACCACAUUACUCCAACGAAUACCUCCAACACGACCAAUGACAAAAAGAGAGAAAAAGAAAAAGAAACUAUAUCUUCUCUCGCACAACAUGCUAAAGACACAGGACAUCAUAUUGAUUGGACUGGUUUCCGUGUCGUAUGGAGAGAUGACAACCCUUAUCGACUGCUAACCAAAGAAUCUUUACUGAUUCAAGCAUUCAAGCCAGAACUGAAUCGAACAACACACUCAGUAACACUUAUUGUGUUUCCAGAUGGCUUACGAAGAGAUAUGUUACCUGACCCAAACGGUUAA